This is a messenger RNA of Bolinopsis microptera, 1812 nucleotides long. RefSeq names its product AP-5 complex subunit mu-1-like. Gene Ontology annotation, biological process: endosomal transport. The transcript has 11 exons. Gene Ontology annotation, cellular component: AP-type membrane coat adaptor complex; lysosome; late endosome. Bases 1 to 1812 code for a protein of 603 amino acids. Lineage: Eukaryota; Metazoa; Ctenophora; Tentaculata; Lobata; Bolinopsidae. The record is from RefSeq and is a predicted model, not a curated record.
AUGGGAGGGAAUUCUAGUAGCCAGUUCGCUGAUCUUUCGCUAGGGAAGUGUGAAUUCAACUACAUGACACGCCUAAUCAAAGAAAAGAAGUUCGGUCUCGCUAAGCUCCUCUCAAGAAACUGCAGAUAUGUCGACGACCUCAACACCAUGAACUAUUUGCAUUUCUCUAACCUAAUCAGGUCCAUUUAUCCACCUGACCUGCUUAUGGAGAGGAGUGGUGACGACAAUAAGUCCGUAAACUAUCUCGACAUCAACAUCUCGAUGAAUAACUCCGGACACGUCGCCACCAAGCUUUACAACAAACUUGAUGACUUCAACUUUCCUGUGGUCAUAAUGUGUACUCUCAGGGAGAAAGAGGAGUUCAAUGAAGAAGAAAGCAAAACCGUGGAAUUCAAGGCACACAAGAGCAACUCUCCUAACAAAGUACUUCCUACUAGAAUGAGGUUACGGAGACUUAUCCUCCUGGACAAGAAACUGUUAACUGUUUUGUACUCUCACACUUUCUACGUCACAGAAUCCCAGUGUCUCAAUGAUCCUCUCUAUUGCGAGAUUCCAACCAAAGUCGAGAUUUUAGUGAAAGCAUUUGUUGAAAAGUACUCUGUUGAAAGUGAAUACAAAAUAAACUUCAAGGCUGGUCGUGAUUCUUGUGAUAGGGAGGACUGGUUUCCUGUGAUCUCUAUAAAUGUAGACAGCAAUGAUAUCUGGCCAGUAGUGUACCUCACAACAUCUAAACACAUUAUUAUCGGUAUUCCACUAAUGAAGAAGAGCGACACUUCAACAGGGUUUAGCAAAACCCCGGAAAUACCCGCCACUCUGCAGCUACUGGACACGUUUGGGAACUUUUUGAGAGAGUUGUCUUCUGAACUCUCUGCUGAAGAGCCAGUGUUUGACAUUGAGGAUGUACUUAAUUUUGUGGCUCCGUACGGUAUUCUAACCAACAGUUCAGUGGCCAACUUUAAGAAUGCUUUGUCAGGAACAGCUAUUCUAGAGACUUCUAGUAGAGAGCACCUACAGAGCAGUGCAAAGCUAGCUCCUACAAUCACUGUAACACUAAAGGAAGCAGUCAGAGGGAUAAUCUACAACAGGAAACGGUUACAAGACACUUUCGAUUACACUGGCUCCCUUUAUCUAGUAUCGACACUACCAGUAAAAACAGACAUCUCAGCGACAUUGCUGACCACCCUAGACCUGACGGAUGUAGUCCCUGGCCCUCAGCUGGACAAGUUCCAUGAUACUUUCAAAGAAAACAGGCUGCAGCUCUUUUUAACACCCGGCUACGACGUCACUGAAGUGUUCAAGUACGCAUUUGAGCAGGUGAAACCGCCAAUUUUCGCGACCUAUAAAGUAACAAACGGUAAUCCUGGUCUCGCCUUCACGCUAGAUCUUCAGUUCUUUCUUGAGCAAAAGAUAUCAUUCGAUUUUAUCGAGGUGGCUCUACCCUUUCCUAACCGCGGUCCUAUUAACUCUCUGAAGUUUGAACCUCAAAACAGUGAUGUGGUAAUGAACAAGAAGAAAAAUCAGAUUAUUUGGAGACGAGCUAAACCCCCCGUUACAGAAAAGUUAACACUGACGGGUAACCUCACGUUUGACUCCCGCCAUUCCCGUCUGGACGGACAUCCCCAGCUCAGAGACCUCAACUCGUACGCGGACAUCUCCUUCAAGUCAAGUUCCACUACAAUGAGCAAGAUGAGGCUAAAUAGGGAAUCUGUGACGGUGUUUCCUGGUAUCAAGUUCAGGUUGAACUACGAGGUGAAGAGCACUGGUCAGAGUAUAAGGGUAUGGAACUCUGUCGGGGAAGUGUUUGAUCAGUAG